AUGCUGUUUUCUUUGGCAUUGUGUGCAGUUGUGCUAACGGGGAGUGGGAAAGUUCAAGAUGAUGAAUGGAUUGACCCCACGGAUAUGCUCAAUUACGAUGCAGCUUCGGGAGCAAUGAGAAGGCCUUACAAGGCAAACUAUCAUGGCUCUGAGGAUAAGAGUGUGGAUACAGUCAGUACUGAAAUCUUACCGAGUUGUUCCAGGGAAGUAGAUUCCUUGCAACGGAAGCUUGCAGAAUGCCUGGAGCGGAACGCCAGAUCACGGGAAAGCCGCAGCUUUUAUAUUUUUAAGCGGUACUUGAAUAAGAUUUUAAAUGAAGCUGGGAAACUUGGCCUUCCUGAGGAAAAUGUAGGCCAUGUACAUUAUGAUGCUGAGAUCAUCCUUACAAGACAGACAUAUUUGGAGAUCAUUAGGUUUCUCAAUGAGGACACUUGGCAGUCAGGUGCUGUGGAUGAUGCACUUAGUGAUAUUUUGAUCAACUUUAAGCACCAUGACUAUGAAGCUUGGCACUGGAGAUUUGAAGACACUUUUGGAAUUGAUCUACGUAAUCUGUUUAUGAUACUCUUGUGCUUAGUGUGCAUCGUAGUUGUAAUAGCCACAGAGCUCUGGACACACAUUCAUUGGUUUGUUCAGCUCAAACGUGUAUUAUUGAUAAGUUUUCUCAUCAGUUUUGCAUGGAAUUGGCUUUACCUGUAUAAGCUGGCCUUUGCACAGCACCAGGCAGAAAUUGCAAAAAUGGGACAGUUUGAUAAUAUCUGUGCUGAGAAGUUGGACUGGAGAGAAAGUCUUCUUGAGUGGCUCAGAAGUAAAUGGACGUUUCAGGAUGAUCCCUGUCAGAAGUACUAUGAAACUCUACUAGUAAAUCCUGUUCUGCUGGUCCCACCAACAAAGGCGUUGGCAAUUACUUUCACCAACUUCGUAACUGAGCCUUUGAAGCACGUAGGAAAAGGUAUUGGUGAAUUCAUCAAAGCACUUAUGAAGGAGAUACCACUUAUUCUGCAGAUUCCAGUGCUCAUUAUGAUGGCACUAGCUGUUCUGGCUUUCUGCUAUGGUGCAGGAUCAUCAGUGUCUGUGAUAAGAUACUUAACGUCUUCUCAGAAGAAAAGUCUUCCUCCACCUGAGAGUCAUCAGAACAUAGACUUCGGGCACUAUGAUGGCAGUGAAUCAGAUGGCUAUUAUUUGCAGAAUCUUCACUAUGUUCAUAGACGACCUUCUGACAGAGGAGAUGCUCCUGUGAGGCCAGGAAAUGGCAGCAGAAUCCUUGACGUGGUGCAUACAACCCAAGUGCCAGACACGCAAGUAGAAGAGUCUCCCAAACCAGAACCUGGUAAUAGAUUGCACACUGAGUCUGAAGUUCCUAGACUAGAAACUAUCACAGCUGAAAACCUUACUGAAGAACAUAUACUUGAGCAGCAGAAACAGGAGACAGGUAAAGCAGAGCGAGAGACUGGAGAAGACUGUGAUCCUAAUAAAAACCUGAGAGAGAAAAUUCCUGCAAUGGAACCAUGCAAAGAGCCGAGCAGCAGUUCUCACAGGACUCCCAGGAAGGAAACUACAGAAGAAGAGGAGCAGGUCUCACGUGACUCACCAGGCAGAGACUAA
Molecule: messenger RNA, 1602 nt
Organism: Chaetura pelagica (chimney swift)
Lineage: Eukaryota; Metazoa; Chordata; Aves; Apodiformes; Apodidae
Gene: CLCC1
Product: chloride channel CLIC-like 1
Exons: 10
Coding region: 1-1602 (533 amino acids)
Cellular component (GO): membrane; endoplasmic reticulum
Molecular function (GO): chloride channel activity
Source: RefSeq, a predicted model, not a curated record